Messenger RNA from Schistocerca piceifrons (Central American locust), 657 nucleotides. Its product is annotated as forkhead box protein G1-like. Gene Ontology annotation, molecular function: DNA-binding transcription factor activity, RNA polymerase II-specific; RNA polymerase II cis-regulatory region sequence-specific DNA binding. Gene Ontology annotation, biological process: anatomical structure morphogenesis; cell differentiation; regulation of transcription by RNA polymerase II. The transcript is spliced from 4 exons. NCBI's taxonomy places the organism in Eukaryota, Metazoa, Arthropoda, Insecta, Orthoptera, Acrididae. The coding region runs from base 1 to 657 and encodes 218 amino acids. The record is from RefSeq and is a predicted model, not a curated record.
AUGUCGGAACACCUGCAGCUGCUGGAGAACGCCACCGAGUCGCUGCUCGGACACUCGGUGCUCCGGGCUGCCGCUGGGAGUGGAUGUGUCCGAGGCGACACUCUGUCACCUCCUGCCUACCCGCACUAUCCCAGUACCGCCACCCCGCCUGAGGUUGGCAACGGUGACCAGGCAGCCCCCGACUCGUCCCACCCUGGCAGUGGCCGCAGCGAGGACGACACCCUGGCGUCGGACAAAACGGUGUCGACAGGCGACACGACUAUUCUGGCAUCCACAUCCGGUGUCACCGUCAACGGUAGCGGCGGUGGCACUGGUAUCGACAGUGUGGGAACCGCCGCGGGCAGUGCUGGCAGAGAGGUGGGCGAGGAGCAACGCCUCAGCGACACUGGUUCUGCCGUUACUGCCAGUACGAAGCCACCGUUCAGCUACACAGAGCUCAUUGCUAUGGCAAUAGAGCAUUCUCCACACAGGAGGGCAUUACUGCCACAGAUCCACGCCUACAUCACAAGGCACUUUCCGUACUACGGGCCCGACCAGAAGGGCUGGCAGAUUGCAAUCAAGAACAGACUGUCGAGCAGCAAGUGCUUCGUCAAAGUGCCGCAGGAAGUCGACAGGCGCAAGGGGAACUACUGGAUGGUCGGCUUUUUGGGUUGUUGA